Gloeophyllum trabeum ATCC 11539 is the source of this 269-nucleotide messenger RNA. RefSeq lists its product as uncharacterized. Lineage: Eukaryota; Fungi; Basidiomycota; Agaricomycetes; Gloeophyllales; Gloeophyllaceae. The record is from RefSeq and is a predicted model, not a curated record. The annotation marks the transcript as partial. The transcript is spliced from 2 exons.
CGAAGGCGGCAGCCUCGCACCUUACCAAGAUGAUGGCGACCGAGUUCGCGCUCAAGGGCGUCGACGUGCGCGUGAACGGCAUCGCGCCGGGGGUGUACGCGUCCGAGAUGACCUUUACCGACAUCGACGGCGAGGAGCAGACCAACAAGGUCGGCCAGCCGCUGGUGUCGAUACCCAUCAAGCGGGCCGGGACGGCUCAGGAGAUGGCGGGGACGGCGAUUUACCUCGCCUCUCCCGCAGGCUGCUACACGAACGGACAGGAUAUCAUU